This is a messenger RNA of Echinococcus granulosus, 5424 nucleotides long. RefSeq names its product Ubiquitin-protein ligase E3A. The transcript has 23 exons. Lineage: Eukaryota; Metazoa; Platyhelminthes; Cestoda; Cyclophyllidea; Taeniidae. Gene Ontology annotation, molecular function: ubiquitin protein ligase activity. The record is from RefSeq and is a predicted model, not a curated record. Gene Ontology annotation, biological process: protein polyubiquitination. Bases 1 to 5424 code for a protein of 1807 amino acids.
AUGACUACUACAGGUAGUUCGAGCUGGAUCAAAGGGGAAGAGUCCAAUCACCAGGCUGUGAUUCAAGAGCGUAUUCGCCAUUAUUUUAACCAACUGACUGUCGGUUGUGGGGAUGCUGCAUGCACGAAUCAGAAUUGUGCUUCUUCCUCCAACUUCGCUCACCGUGGGCUUGAUAAUAACCAUGCUGCUGCCUUAGCACUCAGACUUCUCAGAGAUUCUGAACCAAUGUGUUUUGCUCAUUCUCCCGCUUCAAUGGAUUCCACAGAGCACCGAAAGAACUCCACCCCAAAAUCCAACCACAUUGAUUCUUGUCAUCAACCGGACCAACGUAGGGAUUUAGCGAUAAAUCCCGAGAGCACUCAGGUGUCGGAGCAUUUGUCUCUAGCAUCUGAUUCCCCUCUCCGCCAGGGUCAGGAAAAGAUGGAAGGUGAGGAAUCAGACGAAGGAAGGGAAGGAGAUGGGGAGAUACAGGAUGCAUUGGAAGGUUCUACACCUACCUCCUCAAUUAGUGAAAUUUCUCCUGGUCUGAGUCGUUUUCUUCUUCAUAUUUCCGGUAGUUCGCCACCUACCUCCUCAGAAGUCCCAUUUCUCGAGAGUGUGACGUCUACGGCGACAGAAAGCGGUGACAACGCGGAUUCCUCUCAGCACAGCUAUUUUCUGGGGUUGCUGGACAGCAUUAUGAAGAAGUCCAAUCACAAACCUGACGAUGGCGGGGAAGACAUUGACUUACCUUCAGCAGCGAGCAUCAUAGGAAAGCGUGUGAAGGGCCUCAGACUGUCUGAGGUACGGGAAUGCGUAGAAAACUGCGAGUCGGAGGGCAACUGGACCCCCAUCAGACUGCUUCUUGAGGAAGUCUUCACAUCCCUCACCGCUCUCGCCAAUUCCUUCCCUCUGGAGAGCGAAUCUACCGAUGUCGAGAUGCUGUCGUUGCCUGCAACGAGCUCUUUUUUGUCGCAUUACAAAUCAGUUUCAGCCACAGAAUCAGCUCGUACUCACAAGCGCAAGUCUGGGUCUGAUUCAAAUGCGUUUCCACCCUUCCUCAACACUGAAUCCGAUCCUGCAGUCCCAGUAGACAUAGACGAGGCUCGUGAGGCAUACAACCUCCUUCUUGAACGACCUCCAAAGACCGUGAACAUCGAGGACACGCUUGCUCACCUCAUCCGACGACAAUUGAUUGUUACACUGCGCAGAUGCUUUCGCAUCUACCCCUUCCCAUCUUCCUCUGGUGCUAGCACAGACCCCUAUCUCGCCCUGCUAGAGGAAUUGAAUCCUUCUCCUGAUGGGGAGGCGGACAAAUUGCAGCAGCGCAUGGUGAAUCUCUUCGCCACCAUCUAUGCCUGCCCACUUGUCACUGACCCCCUCCACUUCGAGCCCAUUCUGCCUCAUCUGUGUCACCUGACGGUAUCUCUCCCAAUGGCAACACAAGCACGUCUCUGUCGCACCUGGGCGGAGUAUGCGAUGUCUCAGCGAUCCACGGCUCCAAUUGAGGUUAGAUCCGAGGCAGCAACGGUCACUUACUGGCUGCUCGACUUGCAUCGCAUCCUCAUGCAGCAGAUCACUCUGCGCUGCCUCGCCCUUGAGCCACCCCCCACCCUUACUGCUAGCGAUCUCGAGGACGCACCUGCACCCAACGACGAUCGGGUCAUCUGUGACGCUGCUCGUGUCAUUCGUAUUGUCUUCUACGCUUCCCUGUUGGCAGGGGGCUGUGACCCUCCCGAACAACUCGCUCGGGAGGCCUCGGAUUCCGAAGAUAUCCAGGGAGAGUCUUCUGUAUCCCCUCCCUCCUCUUCUUUCCGUACAGAAAGAGCGAUUUUGCGUAAAGAUCCGCUGGGCACCAUUUUGGGCAUUUCUCCAAACGAUUGUCGCCACCCUCUUAUUCCUCCAAAAGAAUUUAUCAACGAAACGCUAAAUGAGUUUAUUGUGGUGGAGAAGGAUUUUGCCAACUUCCGUUCGCAGAGGUCGGGAUGGCCGGAGAAACUCUCCUUUAUGGAGUUGCCCUUCAUGCUGCAGACCACGACGAAGAGCACCCAACUCUAUUACGACAAUCGGCUGAACAUGCUACAGGAACGUCGCGGUGCUAUCCUUCACGCUCUCUUUGCCACCUCAACCCCUGACGCCGCCCUCGAGAUGCCCUACUUCAAAAUUUGUGUCAACCGAGAACGUGUUGUAGAGGACGCUCUGAUUGCGUUAGAACUAACUCGAAUGGAAGCCGUGGGGGAUUUGAAAAAACAACUCUACGUUGAAUUUGAUGGCGAACAGGGAAUUGAUGAGGGUGGUCUCAGUAAGGAGUUUUUCCAACUCAUCGUGGAACGCAUUUUCAAUCCGGACUACGGCAUGUUUGUUUACGAGAAUGAGUCGGAGUGCUUUUGGUUUAAUCGUAGUCCUCUGGCAGAGGAAUUGGAGCGGGAGUACUGCUUGAUUGGGACCAUUUUGGGUCUAGCCAUCUACAACAAUGUCAUCCUUGAUGUACACUUCCCUGCGGUGCUCUUCCGCAAGCUCUGUGGAAAGCUUGCCUCUGGAUUGGAGGACCUUGAGGACGGAUGGCCCGCUCUGGCACACGGUCUACAGGCGCUGCUGAAAUAUGAUGGAGAUAACUUUGAGGAUGAUCACUGCCUCAACUUUGUGGUCACCUACUCAGAUAUGUUCGGUCAGGUGGUGACCCACGAGUUGGUUCCCGACGGCACAUCCAAACCCGUCACUAUCGACAAUCGCCAGGAAUUCAUUGACCGAACAAUUGAUUUUCUACUCAACACCUCAGUAAAGAAACAGUUCACUGCCUUCCGGAGGGGCUUCCUGUCCGUUGUAGGAGACACGCCACUGUUCCAUCUUUUUUCGCCCUUUGAGAUUGAGCUCCUCUUGCUCGGAAGUCAACACUACGACUUUGGUGAGUUGGAACGCGUGACAGAGUACGAGGGCGACUACAGCGCGGAGACGAUUGUGAUCCGCCAGUUCUGGUCGGUGGUGCACGCCAUGACGGAGGAGGAGCAGCGUAAGCUCCUUCAGUUUACCACCGGCACCGACCGCAUCCCCGUCGGCGGCAUGUCGCGCAUGAAAUUCGUCAUCGCCAGGCAAGGUCCCGAUUCGGACAGACUACCGACAGCUCACACUUGUUUCAACGUUCUUUUGUUGCCGGAGUACUCGAGUAAGGAGAAACUAGAGCGCUGUCUACGAAUGAGUUCCGGCAGCACUGUCGAUUGCAACUUAGACCCUAACAAUGGUGACAGUGAGGCAGUCGCCCUCAACGUGGAUGUGCUUCGUCUAUUGGCGGCGCGCUCUGCAGAAAUGAUGGCCUGCGAAGCUUCCGUGCACCUCGCCACUGCGCGUGCCAUCGCCCCUCUCCAGCGCUUGCCUGUCCGCCUCCGCAGACGCGCCGCCAGCCAUCAGAUCCACCGCCUUCCCCGACGUCUUCAUCAUGGAUUAGCUCAGGCUAUGAGCCAGAAACUGGUGAAGCAGGCGAAGCGGUGUAGGCGCUACCGGCGGCGGUCGCAGCGACUGAUGGCAUUGGCAACGCGGUGCGUCCUUCCACCCACGGGUGAAGGAGCGGGCGAGGGUCGAACGCGCUGGAUCCCUACUGCCCUCUGGCACGCCAAGCGAUUCCACGUGGUGCAGAACUGGGGCUGGCGUCUGCCUUUUGCCCCAACAGACAAGAUGUUCAAAGCCCUCCAACGAGCCACCACCGAUCGAUGCAUGCUGCUGGACCACGGCUACUUGAGCUGCUUCUCUGUGUCUGGACCCUUUAACCUCCUAAGACUGUGUGUCGCAGAGACGACGCUCCCCUUCUUUGUGUCCAGCAUUGGCAUCGAUCUUCCAUCGGAUGCCUCCCCUUCGACUGGCUUCCAUGAAUCGGUUGGUCUUUUGUGUUCCGAAGCAAUGCCAACUCAACAACCGAUGGGUGUUGCGAGCCUUCCGAAUAUCUCUCGAUCCAUUCUUGGCCCCGUUCGAAUAUUAUGGAGUGCAACUAUUCAGGAGGGACAUGGCCAGCGACGUUCCACUCUAUGGUUCUGGCUGCACCCUAGUAUGUCUUCAGAUGCUUGGAAGCUGUUCACUUCGCUCGACUAUGUCUCCACCGAUUUGGAGGCGUCGAUAGCAUCCCUUAAGUUGGUCGACUGCACUGGGCAUCUGUGCCGCAUGAAACUCAUUGGUCCUUUUGCGCAUCAAGUUCUUGCAGAUAUCAUCAAGCCGCCAUCUUCGUCGACCCAUUCAACCUCUACGACUGGCGAGCCGCUUUUGAAGCUGUACAACCGGAAUUGGCUGAUUCAAGUACCAAAAGAGGGCGAAGUGACGACUCAGCUGGCCCCUGGUUUCGUCUCCAAAUCCUUGACCUCGAGUGAACUAACCAAACUUCUCCUCGAUCACUGUGACGUCGAAUUCGACGCUCUUCUUACUCGAUGGUUUUCCUCGCCAGAACCUUGCUGUUUUUCUGAUAUGGGGAUCCCCAUCCUCUUGAUCCAGAAUGGGACGCCCAGCCUUGUGAGUCAGAAGUCUCAGUGUAUUGGCUGGGACGUGGUGCUGCCCAGGCAACUGCUGAAGCCGUCUACCAGGAUGGCACCACCUCAAGAAGCAAUGACAGAACCACCUGUGGAAACCUCAGCACCGCGAGACUUCGUGGUGGCUUGUACUUACCGCGGCGUACGCGUGGGAGGCUUGCGGGACCAACUACGGUGGGCGAGCCUUACAACCGAGGCCGCAGGUCGCGUCGACGCCUUCCCCUACGUCCUCUGGCCCGACACUCCCGCCGCAUGUUGCGUCACUGAUGAAAAGGUCCACCUAAAAGUCGAACGGGACCCCAAGGGGUACGGUGACGUUAGUGGGUUGUCAACAGCGGGAGACGGCUUUUUCGUGUUGCGCGACAAGGCCAUGCUAGUCUUGGUGGUGCGUCGUCUUCUGACUGGCGAUCCACGAGCCAGACACCUCACCGUAGAGCAUCUCUCGCGAUACGACCCUCGUCUGCCCAGAGCCCUUGUUAUGGUGAAGCUUGAGGUUACGUCACGUGGCGUACCCGAGGCGAGGGCAGAGAUCUUCGCCCUCCUGGCCACAGACGACCCCUCUCUGGGUCCUAUUUCGGACAAGGCCCCGCGAACAUUGCUAGGCUAUGUUGAUGAAGGCGCCUAUGCUUUUUCUCACGGUUUCUGUAUUGCCAUAGGCUUUAUCAGUUUGGCCGCUGUCUGUUCUCUGUCUCCCACCGAACGGCCUUCCAAAGGAUUCCAAACGGUCCUCUUCAGGAGUCUUAAAUCAAUUCUACCACCGACCUCGCAAAUCUACCUGAGUGAUCGCGCUGGCAGUCGCCUGCGGCCGGUGAUGGAUUCGGUGCUUGUUUGUAUCAGCACUCUUCGCCAUUUGGGUAAGUCGACAAGCGAGUGCUUGCAUCCACAAUAUCAAAUGCGCUUCGGGUAUGAGGCGUAUGCCGCAUGUGUGGAAGAUUGA